ACAUCGGAGGCUGUGAGGCUGCAGCGGCGGCACAAAGCGGUGCUGAUCCCGGGUGUGUGCCGAUCUCCGGAGGGGGACCGGAUAAAUCCAGUCGGACCCGUCAAGUGGACGUGGGUCUCCUUUAUAUAUCUAUCUGCACACUCAGAGCUAAAGGCACUUUUUCUACAUUCCCCACCGGCGAUUUUGAUUUCACUCACCACAGGUGACCUGUAACUGGUUGGAGAGAGGGAGGAGAGGGGAACAAAUGGAAAGGGAGCAGAGAGAAAGAGGAUGAAAGAGAGAGAGCAGGACCCACGAGAUUCCUCUUGCACAAUGGGAGCCCCUCGCUCUGCCGGCUUUUUGAUUUUCAAAGAAUAAAAGGGGGACUUCGCCUAAAGAGGGCCAGCAGGACUUUCACAUCGCUUCAGUGUUUUGCCCAAGUGGGAGUCCACCCUUUUGUCUCGGCAGGAGUGGUCAUGGCUGUACACUAAACAUAAAAAUAACUCCUUCAUCUCUUCCAUCUCUCUACACCCUCCUGCCACUUCUUACCUAGCGACAGUCCAUUGCCAUGGAGAAGACUUACUCAUUAACUGCACACUAUGAUGAGUUCCAAGAAGUGAAAUAUGGUGGUCGCUAUAGCAGUGACAUCCUCAGUAAUGGCAUGACUCUUCACCUGGGUGGCAGCCUGGACCGUCAUAUGGGGCGUACCCGGGGAGGGACCUGGUCAAACGGUCGGAACAAAGAUCCAAGCAACACCAGCAGCGGCGGAGGGCUUCCUCGAUGGAGUCGAAGGGAGAUCUGCCUCCUCUCUGCGCUGGUCUUUGCAGCAGGCAUGUGCGUCAUACUGGGCAGCAUGCUGGCACUGAAGUACAUUUCCCUGGACGCCCAGCAGGACCCUCAGUGCCGACAGGACUGCCAACGCAAACGCUCCCUACUGCGGGCAGCUCGCUUUGUUCAGGCCAAUAUUGACCCAACAAUCCAGCCCUGCCAGGAUUUCUACUCCUUUGCUUGUGGCGGCUGGCUGAGGCGCCACGGCAUCCCUGAGGACAAGCUCAGCUACGGCAUCAUCACCGCCAUAGGAGAGCACAAUGAAGAGAAACUACAGCGCCUCCUGUUGGAACCCAUACGAAGGCGCGGGCCCAACUCAGCAGAGCGCAAGGUCAAGGAGUUCUAUCGAUCCUGUGUCAAUAUCCAAGAGAUCGACAAGCUGGGGUCGGAUCCCAUGACGGAGGUGAUCGACAGCUGUGGUGGGUGGGACCUGGUGGGGGCUCCAUCCGGUGCUGCAGGGUGGGAGACAGAGGGUGCCCCACAGAGGCCGGACUUCAAUGAGCUGCUGUACAGGACCCAGGGGGUGUACAGCACCGCCGUCUUCUUCUCCCUCACUGUCAACGUGGACGACAAAAACUCCUCAAGGAAUGCAAUCAGGAUUGAUCAAGAGGGGCUCACGCUGCCUGAGAGAAGCCUCUACCUGGGGCAGGAUGAGGACAGUGUGAAGAUCCUGGCCGCGUACAAGGCCCUGAUGGAGCGCUUGCUGAGCAUGCUGGGAGCUCACAACGCCACGCAGAAGUCCAAGGAGAUUAUACAGCUGGAGACCCGUCUGGCCAAUAUCACUAUGUCAGAAUAUGAUGACCAAAGAAAGGACAUCAGCACCAUGUAUAACCGCAUCACCCUCAGGCAGUUACAGAGCAUUGCUCCCAAUCUCCACUGGAAACGCUUGCUGGACAGAAUCUUCCACGACAACUUCUCAGAAGACGAAGAGAUCGUGGUGCUCGCCACUGAUUACAUCCAGAAAGUCUCCGACAUCAUCAAGAACACUUCAAAGAGGGUUCUCCAUAACUACAUGCUGUGGCGUAUCGUGGCGGCGCUAAGUGAACACCUGUCCACCGCCUUCCGCAGCACCAUCCAUGAGUUUUCUCGGGAGAUUGACGGCACCGAGCAGCAGCUGGAGCUGGGCAGGCUCUGCCUCACUCAGGCCAACAAACACUUUGGUAUGGCCCUGGGAGCUUUGUUCGUCCAGCAACACUUCUCCUCACAGAGCAAGGCCAAGGUACAGGAGCUGGUAGAGGACAUAAAGCACUCUCUGGACCUUCGUCUGCAUGAGCUGGACUGGAUGGACGAAGCCACCAAGGAUGCUGCGAGAGCAAAGCUGAAGCACAUGAUGGUGAUGACAGGAUACCCAGACUUCCUGCUCAAACCUGAGCUCAUAGAUCAAGAAUAUGGGUUUGACGUGGACGAGAAAACCUAUUUCAAGAACAUCCUCAACAGCAUCAAGUUCAACAUCAAGCUGUCAGUCAAGAAGAUCCACGAAGAGGUGGACAAGACGACGUGGCUUCUCCCCCCUCAGGCUCUUAAUGCCUACUACCUCCCUAACAAGAACCAAAUGGUCUUUCCCGCUGGCAUCCUUCAGCCCACUCUCUACAACCCUGAGUUCCCACAGUCUCUGAACUACGGUGGAAUAGGAGCUAUCAUUGGCCAUGAGCUAACACAUGGAUAUGAUGACUGGGGGGGCCAGUACGACAGACACGGCAACCUCAAACAGUGGUGGACGGAGGAGUCCUACAGGAAGUUCCAGACGAAGGCUGAAUGUAUUGUCAAGCUCUACGAUAACUUCACAGUUUAUAACCAGAGGGUGAACGGUCGUCUGACGCUGGGUGAGAACAUAGCAGACAUGGGUGGACUCAAGCUGUCGUACUAUGCGUAUCAGAAGUGGGUGAGGGAACACGGUCCGGAGAGACCCCUGCCCGGCCUCAGAUACACACACGAGCAGCUCCUCUUCAUUGCCUUUGCACAGAACUGGUGUAUGAAGAGAAGAUCUCAGUCCAUCUACCUUCAGCUGCUGACGGACAAACAUGCACCAGAGCACUACAGAGUGAUCGGCAGUGUGUCACAGUUUGACGAGUUCGCCCGUGUUUUCCACUGUCCGAAGGGUUCCCCCAUGAACCCUGUGGAUAAAUGCUCCGUAUGGUGACCGCUCCGCCCGCGUUUUGACCUUGGGAUCUUCAUCUUCACAGCCACACACACACACGCACGCACGCACGCACGCACGCACGCACGCACACACACACACACACACACACACACACACACACAUUCAUCAGGAUGAUGUAGAGUGCAUAAAGCCUAUUCUUGCCUUUGAAGGAUACAGGAAGGAAAUGUAUCUUUUCAGCAUUCUAUUUUUUUCAGUUAGGAAACAGUUCAUUGUGUUGUAACCUAUCCAAAGCAUGGGUCACAUGACCGUCAGCCAUGUACAUAUAUAUCAUUUAAUUAUAUAUAUUUUUCUAUGUUUAAAUUUAUUUUCAAAUCAUCUAUUUUUCUAUUUUAGCCGAUAUAUCACGCACAUUAUGCAUAGGAUUCAUAAGCCAUUUGUUUUUGUUUGAAAUUAAGCUGAACAUUUCUGUGUGACAUCGACGUAUGAGAAGCUUCAGCAGUGAUUUCAGCCCCCCGCCGAUGUAAAACUGGACGAGGACCAAGUUAAAAUGAACUGAGAUCAGCGGGAACGUCCUCGCUCCUGCCAAACAUGUUGUUCUUUCAGUUGGGUUUAUUGGAGUGUGAUUCGUGUCGCAGUGCUGCGCUCUCGUGGCUGCAGACAGUAAUGCUGUUCAACCGCCAUGACUGUUGUGUCGUUUGCCUGCAUUGGUCCUCUUGUUGCUGUGAGUGUUUGUAUGGUUUUUAAGAUUUUUAAAAAAAGAAGAAAAAAGAAAAGGGUGGACUCGUGGAUGUUUUUCUCAGGAUUUGUAGUGCAGCACCGGAUCGAGGAUCUUUGUGUCUCUAUCUACAUUAGACUCGUCAGCCCCAUAGUACACUCACAAAGGAG
Molecule: messenger RNA, 3793 nt
Organism: Larimichthys crocea (large yellow croaker)
Lineage: Eukaryota; Metazoa; Chordata; Actinopteri; Sciaenidae
Gene: ecel1
Product: endothelin converting enzyme-like 1
Exons: 18
Coding region: 548-2947 (799 amino acids)
Biological process (GO): protein processing
Cellular component (GO): plasma membrane
Molecular function (GO): metalloendopeptidase activity
Source: RefSeq, a predicted model, not a curated record